AUGGUGCUAAGCCUGAGCGAGGGGCGCAGAGGGGCCUGUGUGUGUUCACAGCUGUCAGAGGGCUUGAGUGUGUGUCGAGUGUGUGUGUGUGUGUGUGUGUGUGUGUGUGUGUCCGUGUUGCUCCAGCCACAAUCACUGUUCCUCCUUGAAACCCACCGCUAAUCCCCUUUACUUGAUAACACGCUUCUGGACAACACACACACACAUCCAUACUCCCAGCUCCCGAUCCCCAGCCAGCUGUCUUUUGACCAUCAGCCUCCCUCAAAGUCACAAUCCACUCUAAUUGGCCCAUUAGUACCAGUCACCACCACCAUCAAGUGUGCUGUGCUCUCAUCUUCACUCUUAGGUGACCUAUUGUUCGAAAUACUAUCACAACCAUGUAUCAAUCGCUGAGAUAAAAUGGUAACAGAACAUACAAAAUUUCAGUGACAAAGCCUUUGAGUCUUAUCCUCUGAGUAUGUUCAUAUUUAGUCUGUUUCUUCUUUUAAACAAAACUCUCAGACAGGUUUUGGGACUGAAUGUGUGGCUUUUGGUCCAGGAGAGAAGAGGUAGAGGAGAGCUUUCCUCAUCCGAGAGGCGACACAUUUAUUUGUUUUGGCUCGGCCAGGCAGCAGAUAUAUUCAGCAGCUUUAGUCCCGACAGGAAUGCAGCUGCCUGGACACCCGGCCCAUGCUUGAGUUGUCGGUUACCUUGCUGAGCCUGCCGUGGUCGAAAUAUGGCAUCUGAUUUGCUCCUGUUUCACCCGUCUGAACGCACGCACGCACACACACACAAUGUCUGUCUCCACAUUUCAUUAACACCAUGUCAAGUCUGUUAGUUCUGUGGUUGUGCUGAGGGAGUGCUGUUGGGCUACAGAAGUCUUGUCUGUCAGCUAUUUGUGUUUUGCGUGUGUGAUAUGACUUCUGAGGGGAGAGGUUUGUUAUUUCCAGGAAAACAAAUUGAAAGCAGUACUCUUUUGAUUUCUCCUGACAUGCUCGUGUUGUUACAUAGCACGAUGCUAUGUAUUUUAUUUAACAGCGAGAGAGAACAGAACGAAACAUUCCAACCAUGGAUUAAUAUAACUAGCAUUAUACCAUCACACCAAUGUUUAGAAUGAAUGGAACAAGGCCUUUCUUUUAAGUUGCAUUUGAAUCUCCCGUCCAACAACCAGAGACAUGCUCCAUCUAAAAACAUGAAAGCACCAACACACUUAACUUAAUUGUGCUUUUGGAGGAGAGCAUACCAGAUGACAUAUCCAUCAAAAACAUGAAGCACCAAUCACAAUUAACUUAAAGCAGAGAGCUAAUUCGCCUAUUACAGUAAAAGACGGGCAACGAGGAGAAUAGCAUAGAGGCGACUAGCAGAAACAGAGACUCUGCUCUCUUCUUCUCUCUCUUCUCUCUCUCUCUCUCUCUCUCCUCUCUUCUCUCUCUCUCUCUCUCUCUCGUCUCUCUUCUAUCUCUCUGUGCUCUCUCUUUCUCUCUCUCUCUCUCCUCCUCCCCCCCCCCCCCCCCCCCCCCCCACAGCAAGCUGUUAAUCCUAGACAUGUGGCUGGGUUAGUGUGUAGACUAGACGUCCCGAGGAAAGGAAAGGAGGAGCGUCAGAGAGGACCCUGACUGGCUGUCUGAGAAAUGAGAGAGAGGCCCCUGGUUUAAUCUCCACCCUGCCUGCCUGCCGACGGAGCGUCAGAUGGCUCUGACAGAGUGAGACCAGACCAGCCCACUGAGCCCAGAUUAGGGGGCUUUGGACUUCUUAAAGCUGCUCGCUUCUUUUUUCUCCUCCUCCUUCACGUUUAUCUCUAUACUGGGAUUCCUUCCUUGGCUUGGCCGGUCUUCACCUCACAGCUACCCCUCCCCCCGGACCCGAACCAGUUCCUCAAAAUACUUACUGGUACUUAACCUGGCUAGACAUUGAGAAGAGUGGCUUAAUUAGGCAGCUUGUGGCUGUUUCCAGGGUGGAAAGAAAGGAAAGGACUCCGUUAGUUAGCGAACUGUAGAGUGGUUAGAGUACUGUCGAGUUGGUUAGCGUACUGUAGAGUUGGUUAGAGUACUGUAGAGUUGGUUAGCGUACUGUAGAGUUAGUUAGCGUACUGUAGAGGUGGUGUAGGACGGUGGUGGAUUUUGUAGCUGAAGCCCUGGGUGCUGGAGUUGGAGCCUGACUGUAUGGCUGGUGGACAGUGCUGCUCUCAGCCACUCAGCUGGACGGUAGGAGGAGGGUGAGGGCAAGACAGGGGCACAUGCCUGUACGCUUCAAUUAAUUAAACCAAAGCAUUCUUGACUGUUUUCCAGGGAUUUAAAGUACAGCUUAAUGGGCCUAGCAGAACAUAUGGUAUAUCUAUGUUUGUGGAUAGCUGGAGUUGACAUGCUGCAUGUUUUUGUUGACACAUACUUGAUAUCCGUGCAUGGAAUACAAAGACUACAGGUGUAUUUAUUGGCUUGUCAACAUAGUAAGAACAUCCAACAGGGCUGUGUGAUUAUUGUUCAACCUGAGUGACUGGUAUCUUGUGGGAAAACACUUGUUGUUCUGCUUGUGUGUGUCUGUGUGUGCUUGUUUACAUGAAGGCCCCCCUAGACCCCCCUACACACACACACACACACACACACACACACACACACACACACACACCUCCAGUCCUGAGCAGAGCACAGAGAGACAAUGACAGGAAAUACAUUAGCAGGACCUCCAUUGUAUCUCCCCAUACGUCCUCAUUUCCUGUAUAGGAGUCAGUCUGGGUUGUCGUGGUGCUGGGGGAGGAGGAGAGGCUGGAGAGGGGAAACCUCUACCCAUGUCCUCCACCCCCUGGAGCUGCUGUCCUCUAGAGGGGCUAGAUGAGGGGGGGGUCUGUCUCGGUCUGGCCACAGGUGGAGAGGGCGUAAUCCAGCUCCCUUCUGCUGCCUGUCUGCCUGCCUGACUGGAUGGGUGGCUGGCUGGCUCUCUGGCUGUCUAACUCUAGUCAGAAGACCUCUGUGCGCUGUGUGAUAUCAAACUGUGUCUGCUGCUUCCAUGCCCCUGUGAUGGGAUAAACAAUGGCUUGGGUCCUGGAGCAUUAGGCUGUCUGUCCUGCCGUCAGGCUGAUGUGUACAUAGCGUUAUACUGUGACCUGUCUCUCUGUUAGCCUGCUUGACCUCCCCAGGCUAAUUGCGAGCUUGGGGAGGAAGUGUCUGGUGCGUGAGACUACUGACCAGGCUGUACUGACCCUCACCGCUCUCCCUCUCUCCAGGUGUGCCACCACCCAGACUGCUUGGACCUGAACAACAAGAGCCCUCUUCACCUUUGUGAGUCAUGUGACUCCCGCUGCCACCUGGAAGAAACAGACAUGCACUUUGACCGGCACCCCCGCUUUGACCUGCAACCCCAAGGUACACAACACUACCCACCACAACAGUUACACACCCAGACUUCCUCCCCACUACAUUUAGUGCCCAAUCCUACACUCAGGUCAGGUCAUAUGCAGUGUUGGGAGUAGUGAACUACAUGUAGUUCAAUUAGUAAUUUAACUACAUUUUGUAGUAGCUUGGUGGUAGUUUAACUAAAUUCACAUUUUGGUAGUGUUUUCAGUAGUUAGCUACACCGCUACAUGGCAGAAAAGUGACUAACUACUGGAACUACACACUACUUUUUUUUUUCAAGUAGGCAAUCAUUUCCUUUCUUUUUUGGCAUCAGACCUGCCUAAUUCUCACUUGAAACAGUUUUUGUAUUUAAUAGACUAAAUUACACAUUCUGUCAGCAUCUGACUCCAGAGUGAUCUGUUCUUGCAAUUUGUAGUCUAUGACAUUUCAGAAUUGGAUAUGAUAAUUUUUCACCAAGUAGUUUGGAUGUAGUGAGCUACUUUUUCUAAGUUACUUUAGUUAAAUAAGCUAUAUUUUUCAUAAGGGUAGCUUUAGUAUAGCUUCACUUCUUCCAGUGUGAAGUAAUUGGUAGCUUGGUAAACUAUUUUCAGAGUAGCUUACCCAACACUGGUCAUAUGACAGGUCAGGUCAAGGUUGCCAGAGCAACACUUGCAUCGAAACCGUUGAGUCUAAGAAAUGGAUUUCCCCCAACCAUAAUACAUGCAUGAGAAUAAACGCUAGAACAUCUUCCUGUUCAACCACUGACUUCCCAGUUAGUCGUGACUGCCUUCCACAGUUAGAAGAAUUGAUAAAAGUUUAGAAUUUCCUUUUAGUAUUUAUUCAGGCUAGAUUAAACUGUGUUAUUAAGGAAAAGUGUUAUUAAAGAGUAUUAUUAAAGAUCUCUAACAGAUAUUCUGUGUAACCCCCCUGAAAGGUUCAAUCCUGGCCCGGAACGUUUCGACACGCUCCUGUCCCCCCCGCACCAGCCCCCCCUCUGACCUAGAGGAGGAGGACGAAGGGGGCAACGACCGAGGGUAUGUCACUCCCGUUAUGUCAAUGAUCCAAACAUCAUCACUUUGUCUCUGUCUGUCUGUCAACAUGGCGCUCGUCAUUUUGGUUUGAAGGACAUUUACAUUUACAUUUAAGUCAUUUAGCAGACGCUCUUAUCCAGAGCGACUUACAGUUAGCGCAUACAUUAUUUUAUCGAACCCACAACCCUGGCGUUGCAAACACCAUGCUCCACCAACUGAGCUACAUCCCCUGCCGGCCAUUCCCUCCCCUACCCUGGCAACGCUGGGCCAAUUGUGCGCCGCCCCAUGGGUCUCCCGGUCGCGGCCGGCCACGACAGAGCCUGGAUUCGAACCAGGAUCUCUAGUGGCACAGCUAGCACUGCGAUGCAGUGCCUUAGACCACUGCGCCACAAAAUGUACACUAGACGAGUGAGGGGAGUCAUCUUUGACAGCGCUGCUCUAUUAAUAUACAAUAGUCGUGGUUAUGUUUCAGUUAGUGUUGACCUGUUAUUCCAUAGAUCAGGGGUGUCAAACGUCCGGCCCGCGGGCCGGAUCAGGCACGCAAGCGGGUUUAAUCCGGCCCGCGAGAUGAUUUUGUAAAGUAUAAAAAUGGGCUGCAAUUUUUCUAUAAAAUAAACUGCUGUUCCAAUUGCGUCCACUGGAUGGCGCAAUAGCAAUUGUAUUAAGCAAGCAAACUGUUUAUACCGGGGCAGAGCAAGUAGGUCAAGCAACUGCAGCCAGUCCCGAUGAGCUACUUUGUUUUGCCCACGAUAUUUAUUACGGUUUCUACUUUUAACAUUAUGUGCUUUGGCACCCUCAUUGCCCCAAUAUGUCUCUGUCAAAAAGAGAAAAGUGGACGCAGAGUGCAGUGUUCCAAGAAAAAUGGUCAUCCUCCUAUUUAUUCACGGAAUUGAAUGGGAAAGCUGUAUGUUUGGUGUGUUCACAGCAUGUUGCAGUGCUGAAAGAAUAUAACCUUCGUCGCCACUAUGUGAGUCUUCAUGCCGACAAAUAUGACAACUUUCAAGGACAGCGGAGAAGAGAGAAGGUGAAUGAACUGUUGGCGGGUCUGAAGAAACAGCAGUCUGUGUUUACUCACAGCCGAGACAUCAGUGACGCUGCAGUGAAAGCUAGCUACCUCAUUGCUAAUGAAAUCGCAGUGGCUUCAAAACCAUUUAGUGAGGGUGAAUUUGUAAAAACAUGCAUGAUGAAGGCAGCGGAGAUUGUGUGCCCUGAAAAGCCCCAGGCUUUUGCAAAUAUCAGCCUGACAAGAAACACAGUUGCAGACAGGAUUUCCGAUCUUUCAGUGGAUUUGGACAGCCAGUUGAAGCAAAAAGUAAAGUCAUUUAUUGCGUUUUCGGUUGCAAUUGAUGAAAGCACGGACAUUACAUUGUCAUCCGCGGAGUUGAUGACACAUUGACCGUCACCGAGGAGUUUGUGGAGUUGGUGCUGAUGACAGAUACAACGACAGCAGCUGAUAUUUUCACUGCACUCGUCGGCGCGCUGGACAGGGUCGGAGUGGACUGGUCCCGCGCUACAGAUGGUGCGCCCUCAGUGAUCGGGAAAAAAGCAGGCGUUGAAACAAAGUUCAGAGAGAAAGUGCAAUCUGCAAAUGGAGGACGUGAUUUUUGGUCUUUUCACUGUAUUUUGCACCAGGAGGCUUUGUGUUGCAAGUCAUUAAAGAUGGAUAAUGUUAUGAAGGUGGUCAUCCAAACUGUUAAUUUCAUCCGAUCCAGAAGCCUGAAUCACUGUCAGUUUGACAGCCUUCUCAGAGAAAAAGACCACAUCUAUGGCCUGCCAUACCACACUGAGGUAAGAUGGUUAAGCCGAGGUGCUGUGCUGAGGCAUUUCUUUGAUUUACGAGAAGAAAUUGAACAGUUCAUGGAAGAAAAGGGCAAACCAGUGUUAGAAUUUCAUUCCGCAGAAUGGAUGCAGGACCUUGCAUUUAUGGUGGAUGUUACAGAGCACCUGAAUAACUUGAACAAACAGCUGCAAGGGCGCAACAAAGUUGUCACGCAGUAUUAUGACAGCAUACGUUCUUUCAAGUUGAAGCUGUCAUUGUGGGAGACGCAACUCGCCGGUGGCGAUGCAGCUCACUUCCCUUGUCUGAAAAAUGUGUGCGCAACCCAACAUGUGGCAGACAUGAAGCGGUUCAAAGAUAAAAUAACGGGUCUGUUACGGGAGUUUGAGCAACGCUUUCAGAUUUUUGGUGAACUGGAGAAAGACUUCAACGUUUUUUGCUCGCCAUUCACCGUGAAUCCCUCUGAUCUGCCCGUCAGCAUCCAACUUGAAAUAAUAGACUUGCAGUGUGACUCGGAUUUGAAGGGCAAAUUUGCCGCAGCUGGCUUGGACACAUUUUAUCAGAAUCUCUUGCCAGGCUACCCCAACUUGACAGCCCUCGCUGCAAAACUGUUGUGCAUGUUUGGAACCACAUAUCUUUGUGUGCAAGUUUUCUCUGUAAUGAGCAUAAAUAAAACAAAGCUGCGCUCAAGGCUCACGCACAAGCACUUGAAUCACAUCCUGAAAUUGGCUGCCACUAAGGAUGUGACGCCUGAUAUUGAUGCGCUGGUGAAAGCUAAAAGAUGCCAGGUAUCAGGAGUCAAAUAAACUAUGCAACCCCACUUAAAGUGCUGCAUGAGACACCCUGAUAUAGUUCUGUGAUCUGUGAUAUACUUCUGUGAAUCACUGAGGCAUUGUGUGUUUGUGUGUUCUUUUUCUUUAGAAUUUUCAAAUAAACUUGGUGUUUUAUGAUUAAUAGUGAUGUUGUGCUUGUACUAUUUUGGACACACUGUCCUCAGGCUCCAGCUUUAUGUUUUAUGUUGAUCGUAUUAAAACAAAGAAAACAAUCUGAAGUUGUUGUUUUUAAGUUAUAUAUACCAUGAUUUUACCGGUCCGGCCCACUUGGGAAUAGAUUUUCCUCCAUGUGGCCCCUGAGCUAAAAUGAGUUUGACACCCCUGCCAUAGAUGUUCCAUUACACUAUGGGGGUUAAUGUGUGAAUGAUUUAUUCAAUAUUUGUGUAAAUUAAUGUGCAUAUGACUGUUGGUUUUUUCCAGGGAACGUAAAGUUGGGGGGUUGAAGUUGGUGAAGAAGAAACCACGCCGACGGCACACUGAUGUGAGUAUUGAUACAGCCGGGCAGGGGUGCGACAUAGAGAUACACCCCUAAGGAAACCACAUCUCUCUACCUCAGUUCCUAAUAGUAUUGGGUCAAGUCUGUUGGUCUUAUUGUAUGUGGUGAAAAGUUAGAUUGUAUGAUGAUCACAGUGCCAACAGGAUUCUCUGAGGCCGCGUUAGUUCUCUGUGGCAGCCAGGGAGUGAUGUAUAAUGGUCUCCAAUGGUCCGUUCCUGAGUGUUCUUAGCCAGCCAGCCUGCUAGUAAAGGGCCUCCCUGUGUAUCUACUGAGAGACAGAUCACUAUGGGAGUUCUGACUGGGCUCUUCAGUUCGACAGCCAUUAACUUCCACUGUGUCUGUCGCCCCCUGCAGGACCCCAGCAAGGAGUGCUUCAGCCUCAAGUUUGAUCUGAACGUGGACAUCGACACAGAGAUCGUCCCCGCUGUGAAAAAGAAGACCCUAAGGUGAGAAAGAAGGCGACUGGGGAGUGGUGGGAUCAUUAUGAAUGGUUUGACUAAGCCUGUAAGGCAGGGAUCAUCAACUAGAUUCAGCCGCUGGCUGAUUAAUUUUUUUCUUGAGCGGAUGUUCAGGGGGCCGGAACAUAAUUACAAAUCCUUUGUAGACUGCAAAUUGACCGCAAGAAGCCCAAAUGGAUAUAAUAUUUGACUAAAACAUAAUAAUUUCAAACCUUGCUUACAUUUGUAUAUGAUCACAUAUAUAUAGAUAUAUAUAUAUAUAUCUAUUAUGCAUGGGAAUACUUUGGAACAGAUUUCCAAAGUAAAAAUCACUUGGAGCUGGAUUGCUAGUGUUUUUACAGUCUUUUGUGUCCAACAAUUUAAAAACUUGGUGGGCCAAAUAAAGUCACCGGUGGGCCACCAGUUGGGAAACCCUGCUGUAGGGUUUGGUCUGGCUUGUCCAAGCCAUGGUACCAUAGUGAUAUACAAUAUAAUACUGUUCUAUUCUUUGGAUAGGACACACUGUAUUACAUAAUAUGCUAUUGAAUGGUCUCUGUUAACUCUAUGCUCUCUAUCCUGUGUUUAUAUAACUGUAUUGUGUGAAUGGUCUUUGUUAACUCUGUUCUCUCGGUCCUGUGUUUUCCUCUAUUCCAGGGAGGUGAUGGGUCCUGUGUUUGAGCGUAAAGGUAUUGAGUUAUCCCAGGUAGAUCUGUUCCUGGACCAGUCCAACACUCCGCUGUCCCUCAACUUUGAGGCUUACCGCUUCGGGGGGCACUAUCUCAAGGUCAAAGGUAACUGCAUCAGAGGACCAGUCAGCAUACACCAGAACACCACAUCUUAUUUUGGUUCCCUCAAGUUUCACAAUGAAUAAACUAGAAUAGUAUAUAUUAACUAUAUUUUCCCAUUGAAUCUACCUCUGUCUGUGGAUUUAUGGGUGUUUUGAGUCUAAACCAACAAAGGUACAAUGUGUUUAAACUUUUGAUUACUUCCCAGCACUGACAACUAUAUUUUUAGGGAUGACAAAACAUGAAACAAACACCAAUCUAAUGAAUUGGCCUUUAUUAGAGAAUAUUUGGCUUCUUUUUUUACCCCCCAAGCAUAAACAAUCCCUGGGUGGGACAGAUUGCAGGGCCUUAGUUUCCUGUAUCUCCCUUGGUUCAGAAGAAACUGGACAUGGCGUCCCCCAUCUUGGAUCCCUGCAUGAGACUAUUAUCUGUAGCAGCAAAUCAUCAAAUAUUUUUUGGGAUUUGUCACAUGUGCCGAAUACAACAGGUGCAGACUUUACCGUUAAAAUGCUUACUUAAGAGCCCUUUCCCAACAAUACAGAGUUAAAAAGUAAGAAAAUUAGCAAAUGAAAAUAGUAACACAAUAAAUAACAAUAAUGAGGCUAUAUACAAGGAGUACCGGUACUGAGUCAAUGUGCAGGGGUACGAGGUUGUUGAGGUAAUAUGUACAUAUAGGUAGGGGUAAAAGUGACUAGGCAAUCAGGAUAGAUCAGUGGAGGUUCUUAAUAAUGGCUGGAACGGAGCGAAUGUAAUGGCAUCAAACCAUGUGUUUUAUGUAUUUGAUACCAUUCCACCCCUCCUCACCUCACUGUCCCCACCUAGUCUGAACUGAAGAAACUCAUCCAGUGCAAUCUGCAGCCUUUUAGCCAAUCAUCUUAAAACCUGGCCUUGAAGGAGUAUCUUUACACAAUCCAAUGUUUAAGUGGGAUUUAAGACUAUCCACUUGAUUAGAGGUAAUGUUUUAGAGCCUGUGGAGAGAGAACUUCAACAGGAAGCUAGAGCAAAAAAAAAAAAGAAUGUUAUGUUUUAUGGGAUGUAUUUUUCUAUUUCAAAUAACUAGCUUCAAUAAAGAUAAUUUUUAAACAGGAAGCUAACCCUCCAUGUUGGUUCCUCCUCAGCGCGGCCAGGUGAUGAACUGAAGGUUGAGCAGGGGGUGAAGGACCUGCGGUCGCUCAGUCUGCCCAACAUGAAGCCCUCUUUGGUGGACCAGGGUCCCUACAUCCUUACCCCCGGUAGUGAGACGGUGGAGCACAGCUCCCUUGGACGCAAGGAGGGCAACGUCGACCUGCUGGUCAGUGCAGCCUCUACAGUAUGUUCUCACUCACUCACUACACCCGAUGUACACCAAAUCUCUUUCUCUCACACACAAACCACACACACAUUAAACACACACACACAUACACAAACAUAUUCAUGCAAUAGCUAAAUACAUUCAUACAGACACUUGUAAGCACACUUAAACUAUAAAUCCUAUCUGACACUACCUCCUCAUCUCUAA
This is a messenger RNA of Coregonus sp. 'balchen', 10165 nucleotides long. Lineage: Eukaryota; Metazoa; Chordata; Actinopteri; Salmoniformes; Salmonidae. The record is from the annotation of a GenBank genome assembly.